Nelumbo nucifera (sacred lotus) is the source of this 3825-nucleotide messenger RNA. The record is from RefSeq and is a predicted model, not a curated record. NCBI's taxonomy places the organism in Eukaryota, Viridiplantae, Streptophyta, Magnoliopsida, Proteales, Nelumbonaceae.
CAUGAAUGGAUACCUGAACGGUGGGUUGAUUUUGAGAUUUUAUGCAUAAAAUAAAAUUUCAGUUUUGAGUUCUAUUUAUCACGUAGAGAUAGAAAAAAGUUCCUUAGCGGAAUAAAAUUUCAAAUAGAUUUUUAUUUUCAUGUUGGAGAUGGUUCGCGGUUUCAGUUGCUACAUUAGAGUCCAUAAAGCCCUAGCGAGAUCUCAGACUUCUAGGGUUUUUACGCAAUACCGUAGAUAUAUUCAUGGUAGAGAGUUUACAGAGGAAGAGCUUACUAACAAAUCCAAAGAUCAUGUCUUUGAGCCGGAAAAUAACAAAUGUAGCAUGCUCCGCUCACCAAUUUUAUCUGGAAACCCUGAUUGUAAUGCCGAACCAAACCCUACUUUGUGUGCUCAUUUGGUGGAAAGAAAUGAUUUUGAUGAAACUGAACCGAGGGAAGAUGGUGAAGAGAUAAGUGGUGGAGGGUAUAAAAAUUUGGAUGUUUCUGAUGAUGAUGAAGAAUGGGAUGAUGAAGGAGAGGGUGAUGAUGAGGAUGAUUUUAGGGUUUUAGAUUUGUUUGAUAGGAAUAAGCAGCCAAAAGAAGGUACUAAGAGAGUGGAAGAAGUGGAAGAGGAUGUAUUUAGACACCCUUUGGUUAGAGAGAUUUGUAGAUUAAUUGACCGUCGAUCAGCAUGGAAUCCGAAGUUGGAGGGGGACCUGAGGCACCUAUUAAGAAGCCUCAAACCCCGGCAUGUUUGUGCGGUUCUUCGCUCUCAGGCUGAUGAGCGGGUUGCUCUGAAUUUCUUCUAUUGGGCAGACCGACAAUGGAGGUACCGCCAUGAUACAGAGGUAUACUAUGCAAUGCUUGAGGUACUCAGCAAGACCAAGCUGUGCCAGGGUGCAAAAAGGAUUCUACGGCUUAUGGCUCGAAGGGGGAUUGAGCGCCGGCCUGAAGCUUUUGGGUAUGUGAUGGUGUCAUACAGUCGGGCAGGCAAGUUGAGGAGCGCAAUGCGGGUAUUGAAUCUAAUGCAGAAAGCAGGAUGUGAGCCUGAUUCAUCUAUCUGUAAUACUGCAAUUCAUGUUCUUGUGAUGGCAAAUCRAUUGGAGAAAGCAUUGAGGUUCCUGGAUCGGAUGCAACGUGUUGGAAUCACACCUAAUGUUGUCACAUAUAACUGCUUGAUCAAGGGAUUUUGUGAUGUCCAUCGUGUUGAAGAUGCCCUGGAGUUGAUUGAUGAAAUGCCUCACAAGGGAUGCUCCCCGGACAAGAUUAGUUACUACACUGUUAUGUGUUACUUUUGCAAAGAGAAAAGGACUAAAGAAGUAAAGGCCUUGUUGGAGAAGAUGACGAAGGAUGGGAGUUUGUUACCGGACCAGGUUACAUAUAACACUCUGAUCCAUAUGCUUUCAAAGCAUGGUCAUGGAGAUGAUGCCCUUAUUUUCUUACGGGAGGCUGAGCAGGAAGGAUUUCGGGUGGAUAAGGUGGGGUAUAGUGCAGUUGUCCACUCAUUCUGUCAAGAAGGUAGGAUGGACAGGGCAAAAGAGAUUGUGAACGAAAUGUUCUUAAAAGGUUGCAUCCCUGAUGUGGUGACUUACACUGCCAUCAUCAAUGGGUUCUGUCGAAUAGGUAAGGUGGAUCAAGCCAAGAAGAUGCUUGAUCAAAUGUACAAACAUGGUUGCAAACCAAACACUGUAUCGCACACUACAUUGUUAAAUGGACUUUGUCGUUCUGGGAAUUCAUUCGAGGCAAGACAGAUGAUGAACAUGAGUGAGGAGGAAUGGUGGACCCCAAAUGCCAUCACUUACAGUGUUGUAAUGCAUGGGCUUCGUAGGGAAGGGAAGUUGGUUGAGGCCUAUGAUUUGGUCAGAGAGAUGAUUGAAAAGGGAUUUUUCCCAACCUCUAUUGAAAUUAAUUUAUUGAUCCAAUCUUUCUGCAGAGAGGGGAAGGCAGGUGAGGCCAAGAAAUUCCUGGAGGAGUGUCUGAGCAAGGGAUGCGCUGUUAAUGUUGUAAACUUUACGACUGUAAUUCAUGGAUUUUGUCAAGAAGAUAACUUGGAAGCUGCUCUCUCCUUGCUUGAUGACAUGUAUCUUAUUAAUAAACACCCUGAUGUGGUCACAUAUACGACAGUGAUUGAUUCAUUGGGAAAGAAAGGUAGACUAGAAGAGGCAACUGAGCUUACUAAGAAAAUGCUUAAUAGAGGCUUGGUUCCUUCACCUGUUACAUACCGAACAGUUAUCCAUCGUUACUGCCAAAAGGGUAGGGUGGAAGAUUUAUUGAAGUUGUUAGAAAAGAUGCUUUCAAGGCAGGAGUUCAGGACAGCAUAUAAUCAAGUUAUUGAGAAGCUUUGUACUUUUGGGAACCUAGAUGAGGCUUAUAAGCUAUUGGGCAAAGUUCUGAGAACAGCUUCAAGAAUUGAUGCUGGUACAUGUCACAUGCUUAUGGAGAGUUAUUUGGAAAAAGGAACUCCUCUCUUGUCAUAUAAAGUGGCUUGUCGAAUGUUUAAUAGAAAUUUGAUUCCUGAUUUGAAGUUAUGCAAGAAGGUGAGAGAGAGACUGAUUUCGGAGGGAAACUCAAAAGAGGCAGAUAGACUUAUGAUACUUUUUGUUGAACGAGGGCUUCUUUCACCUCAGUAUCAGUAACAUUUGGGAGUCAGAUCAAUCACUAGUACAUGGUCUCCCUCCAUAACCCUAUGUUUCUUUCAGGAUGGAAGUUGGAGCUAAUGAUAUAAUUCAUGAUUUAAAGUUAUGCAAGAAGGUGAGAGACUGAUUUCGGAGGGAAACUCAAAAGAGGCAGAUAGACUUAUGAUACUUUUUGUUGAACGAGGGCUUCUUUCACCUCAGUAUCAGUAACAUUUGGGAGUCAGAUCAAUCACUAGUACAUGGUCUCCCUCCAUAACCCUAUGUUUCUUUCAGGAUGGAAGUUGGAGCUAAUGAUAUAAUUCAUGAUUUACAGAACAUAAAUCUUGGAAUUGGAAUGUCAUGCCUGAUCCCAGUCUCAAGGUUUCAUGCAUGUAGACCAACUAUUGGGAGUCCAGCUGCAAACUUUUUUCUCUUUGGUUUCUCAGAAACGGAAGUUGGAAGUUGUAACUGUGAUUAGGCUUUUGAUUGCAUAGCAGCAGGCCAGGGGACAUUAGUUUGUGAUGGAGGUAGGGGUGCAACUUGGGUUGGGAAUUUGUUAAAUUUGUUGAUGGGCCUAACCCAAUCCUGAGCCAGAUACAGUUGAAAUUCUUUGAACUGGACAAUCUGACUUGCAUUCCUGGAUGGAGGAGAUUUCUUAGUGGUGUGGAAAUGUGCAUGUAGCAUCUUCCAUAAACCUCUUUUCUAGAGGCUGAAGCAAUCUUGUUGAAUAUCCACUUGACGAAGGGGUGUUAUAAAAUUGGUGACUGCAAAUGGCCCCAAGGAAGUGAUCAAUGUAUUAAAAAUGGGGGCAGCCAUCCAACCGAGGAGAGUGCACUUACCAUUAAAGGAGUAGGUGCUGGACAACCCAACGACUGAAAGCGAUUUUACUGGCGGUUACAAAUUUUUUGAGUGGAUGAUUCCUCGAGGUUGGUCAAAUGAAGUUAUAUUGGAAAAUAGUCAUGGCGAUGUUGUGGAACGCCUUGGAAAUGUGGAGAAAAUAGUCGAUGUUUGCAUAUGGCAGAUUGAGUCCAUGAAAUCAGUCUAUGAGUUAGCUAUUGAAGGGAUGACUACAGCUAGGCAACUUGUUUUUCUUCUUUUUGUUAUUAUUCUCCUCACACUGGUCUUAUGGAAAUCGUUUAUCAUAAGUGGUGAAUACGUUAGUUCAGUGUUUUUACGAUUGUGUUAAAAGACUCCCCCCCAUUCAUUUUCAUCUUGGUGAACCAUUUUGGCAU